AUGCUGAGAUCGAGAGCUACUAUUAAUUGUGUGAAAAGCGGGAGAGCGGGCCGCGCGCUGAGUCGCGGAAUGGCGACUUUUGAGGGCCAGCCCGCUGCGCGGCCUAACAGGCUCAGCAAGCUGCUUGUGCGAGUCGGAUUGGCUACUGUGGGAUUCUAUGUUGGAGGUGUGACGCUGUCGCUCAACAAUGACCAGUUUGGGGAGCUGUUCUGCGACAAUGUGCCGUUGGCCGAGUCGCUGGUGGAGAUGUAUGAGGAGUUCCGUGACGAGAAGAUGCAGGCGUCGCGCAUGUCGCUGGACGAGCUGAAGCAGAAGUUCGGGGAGCUCGGGACCAAAGUGGACCGGAUCCCCAACCGCGGCGCGGACCCCGCGCUCACCUCUCAGGCGGUCGCGGCGCUGCCCGCAAGCAAGGAGGUGCGCCUGGAGGACGAGUCUCUUGUGAAGCUCCGGCUGCCAGAGGUUGAACAGCUUGGCAGCUGCAAGCGCGCUACUCCUCUAGUGGAAAGCGUCAACGCGGCCGUUGCGGCUGUGAAUGAGCAGUCGUUGCUCCUGCCGGAGGACACCUACAACGCGGUGCAUGACGCCUUUACCAAGCUGAAGUCCGCGCUCCAGGCGAUCAACGAGGACAUCAGGACCAAUGUGGCCGAAUCUGUCGCUGUACAGUAUGGACAAGCUUCCAAGGACCUCCACGAGAGCUUUGAGAUUAGGGCCAAGUCCCGUGAGGUCGAGCUAACGCAACAAUUCUUGAACGAGUUCAACGCCUUCAAAGCUCAGCUUGAGAAGCACUCCUCUGAGGAGCUCGCCUCUGCUUUGAAGGCCAACGAGCAAGCACUGCUUGCCAAGCAGUCAAACGAAGUGGCGCUGCUUUCUAUGAAACAGGUGGAGGAGUUCACGAAGAUACUCAGCGAGAAGUUGGACCAGGAGAGACAGGGAAGGCUUUCCAAACUCGAGGCCCUCAACGGCAGCGUGCAGGAGCUGGCUGAGGCUGUUGACCAGGUUGACACUCUCGUCAUGAAGAGCGAGGUAUUGAGUCAGCUUUCAUUGCUGACCACACUUUUGAAAAACAAACUACACGCAGGCGACGAGAGCAGCGUGAAGAUCGACUCAGAGCUGGCCAGGCUCAAGACCUUGUGUGACAUUCUGCCAGGUAGACCCUCAAAGUGCUGCUCCAAAAACCCACAGCUUCUGGACGUGGUGGUGUCGCAACUCGACUCACUGGCCUCGCAGCAGCUAAUCCUCUCCAACGAGCAGCUCUACAACAGAUGGACUCUUCUGCAAAAAGACCUCUCCACCUCAUCCCUGUUGCCACCAAACGCAGGAAUUCUCGGCCAUAUCUCGGCCAAGAUAUUCGGCUUUUUCCUGUUCAAUAAGAACGGCGCGCCAGUUGACAACGACAUAGACAGUGUGAUCGCGCGCGUCGGCCAAAACUUGAGGCUCUCCAAGCUCGACAAGGCCGUGGAAGAAGUGGUCGCGUUGAAGGGCUGGCCUCGUGUUCUCUGCGACGAAUGGGUCCAAGAAGCUAGAAAGAAGCUAGAAAUUGAGACUCUGAUCGACGCCCUCGAUUGUGAAAUCAGAAGUUCAUGA
Molecule: messenger RNA, 1584 nt
Organism: Lachancea thermotolerans CBS 6340
Lineage: Eukaryota; Fungi; Ascomycota; Saccharomycetes; Saccharomycetales; Saccharomycetaceae
Gene: MIC60
Product: Mic60p
Exons: 1
Coding region: 1-1584 (527 amino acids)
Biological process (GO): cristae formation
Cellular component (GO): MICOS complex
Source: RefSeq, a predicted model, not a curated record